This is a messenger RNA of Knipowitschia caucasica, 786 nucleotides long. The record is from the annotation of a GenBank genome assembly. NCBI's taxonomy places the organism in Eukaryota, Metazoa, Chordata, Actinopteri, Gobiiformes, Gobiidae.
AUGGCCUCUCCUGCUCUGACUCUGCUCCUCCUCAUCAGCCUCCAGACACUCGGGACGUCAACAGAAUCUGUCGUGGCUGUCGACCGCUCACUGUGGGACUCAAACCGGACUGGGGACACAUGUAAAGACUGCACUCACACACUUGAACUCGUGGCUGACUUAUUUUCCCAAAAGGAACUCCAGGAGAAGCUGGUGAAAGGUGUGCAGGUGCUGUGUGAGCGUAUACCGGCGUCUAGGAGCGCUGUGAUCCUGUGCAAAGAAGAAGUGAAGAGGGUGAUCCCUGCAGUCAUUGACUUCCUCACUCAUGGAACUAAGCCAGCUGAGACUUGCCAAAAGCUGGGUCUCUGCCAAACCUUUGACGCACGGCUGUUUGGUGACUUUGUGAAGGAUGCACUGGACACUGCGGCCAUUUUGAAUGAUCCAAGGAGAAACGCCUGCUCCUUCUGCCUCUUUCUGAUGAGAACACUGGAGGGUUUACUGCCAAAGCAACGCACUGAGGACGCAGUGGUCCGCCUGCUGGAGGACAUCUGCCACAUCCUGCCCUCUUCACAGCAGCAGCAGUGUGAGGACGUUGUGGGAAAGUUCAGCAAGACCGUGAUCGACGCCAUCCUGAGCUACGCCACGCCACGCUCCAUCUGCGAGCUGCUGCGUCUGUGCAGGAGCUACGAGGAAACACUGGAUCCGUGCUCUGAGGAGGCGUUCAGGUGCAGAGACUUUGGCUCUGCGCUCAGAUGUGGAACCGUGUUCUACUGUCAGAGAUUCGCCUGGAAACGAGUGAACGUUUGA